Molecule: messenger RNA, 1089 nt
Organism: Diutina rugosa
Lineage: Eukaryota; Fungi; Ascomycota; Pichiomycetes; Serinales; Debaryomycetaceae
Exons: 1
Coding region: 1-1089 (362 amino acids)
Source: RefSeq, a predicted model, not a curated record
AUGAAGUACCAAUUACUCGCUCUUGCGUCGGUGGUUGCCGCCGCCGACUUCUUCACCGAUUCGCCUGAAGAAGUGAAGAAGUCGUUGGCUACUGCUGCCGGCACGGCUACGGCCGUCGUCGCUCUUUACGGCGGCAACCUUGACUCGUAUAUCGCUGCGUACUCGAGAUUAUACGACGCCUACUCAGGGCUGAUCCCCGUGGUCCAAUCGGGUAGCUUCACUGGUAACUCCAUCCCCAACUCUAGAGCUACCGGUGCUGUUGCUGCUGCUGCUGGUAACGGUGGCAACGGUGGUUCCGGCGAACUGGGGUCGGGCGCUAACAGCGACGCGUCUAAAACUGAUGAUAACUCCAAUGACUCCUCCGCCACCGGGGGCGCUGGUGGUGCUGACGGUUCUGGUCUGGGAUCUGAAGGUGAUGUCACCCGUACCAAGACUGAAUCGGGUGCUGAUGCCUCGGGCUCGGGCCUGGGUUCCGAAGGCGAUGUGACGAGAACGAAGACGGAAUCGGGCGCCGACGCCACUGGCUCUGGCUCCGGCUCCGAAGGCGACGUCACUAGAACCAGAACUGUCUCUGGCGACUCCAGCGAGUCGGGCGCUGGCGCUGGUGGCGCCGGCGCCUCCGGGUCUGACUCCGAAGGCGAUGUGACUAGAACUAGAACCGUGUCGGGUGACCUGAGCGAGUCUGGUGCUGGCGCUGCGGGCUCUGGAUCUGGCUCUGAAGGUGAUGUCACCAGAACGAGAACUGUCUCUGGUGAAUCGGGCGACUCGAGCGCUGGCGGCGCCGGUGGCGCUGGUGCCACGGGUUCCGGCUCUGAAGGUGAUGUAACCAGAACUAGAACCGUUUCCGGCGAAUCUGAUGGCGCUAGAGAAUCAGGUGCUUCUGGCUCUGACUCAGAAGGUGACGUUACCAGAACUAAGACGGAGUCGGGUGACGCCAGUCUGUCCGGCGGCUCGGGCUCGGGUGGCCUGUCGUCGUCUUCGGGCGAAAGUACUGUUACCAGCACCAAGUCGGGCUCGAAUGCUGCUGGCUCGCUCGUUCUCUCGGGUGCCGCUGCUGGUAUCGCGGCGUGUGUGGGCUUGUUGUUGUAG